AUGACAGAAAAGGUCAACCAGAAUAACAAUGAUGGCAAUAAAUCUGUUAGAGGAAUAACAAAUUUAAUUAUUGUUCAGGUCAUUACUAAGUUAUUUACAUUUGUAUUGAAUCAAUUGAUCAUAAGGUAUUUGACUCCAACGAUUAUUGGUAUCACUUCGUAUUUGGAUUUCAUUUAUUCAACUGUUUUAUUCUUUUCUAGAGAAUCACUUAGGUUAUCAAUUCAGCGAAUUAAAGAUGAUAAAGGAGGUAAUGCAAAUCAAAAAGUGGUUAAUUUUGGACGUUUGGGUUUAAUUAUUUCUAUUCCCAUUUUAUUAAUCACCGGGUAUUGGCAAAUGAAUUAUUCCAUGAUAUCAACGACAUUGUUUCAACUUCCGCUUCAUAAACUGGUUGUUCUAUUGGUUCUUCUGCUGAUUGUAUUGGAAUUGUUUACCGAACCUGUCUAUUGCUUGUAUCAGUUUCAAUUGGAUUUUAGCAAAAGGUCUAAAUUUGAAGGAUUGGCUAUACUAAUCAAAUGCGUGGUUACAUUUGCAUCUGUCAUGAUAGUUAAAAAAUACUCUACAAAUGAAAAGUAUUUUACCGGAUCUGCUAUUUGUGGGUUUGCGUUGGGUCAGUUUAGUUAUUCGCUCACGUUGUUUGUUUGUUAUUUAUCAGCAUUCAAGAGGGAAUAUUUCAACAAAGGUGUCACCUACCAAUUGGUGAAAGUGAAAGAUAGCAACAAAUCUGUUGGUUACUAUUUCCAGCCGGAAAUUUUGGUACUCGUUAAAGGGUUUUUCGUGCAAAUGAUUUUCAAACAAUUUUUAACAGAAGGAGAUAAGCUACUUAUCAGCUAUUUGUGCACAAUUGAAGAGCAGGGUGUUUAUGCUGUGGUUUCAAAUUACGGUUCUAUGGUAGCUAGGUUAUUAUUUCAGCCGCUAGAAGAAUCAACACGUUUGAUGUUUACCAAGAUAUUAAACGGGGAUGACACUACGAAAAAUAAUCGCUCAUUUACAUAUUUAAAAUUAAUCUCCAUUUUUUAUUUCAAUUUGAGUUUGUUGAUAUUAUUUGCCGGUGUUACCAAUGGAUCAUUUUUGCUUAGAAUACUCAUGGGAGGAAAGGCAUCUAACUGGGUGAAUACAGAUAUCUUUGAUGUCUUCCCUCAGUAUAUUGCAUAUAUUCCCCUUUUGGCAUUCAAUGGGAUAUUAGAAGCAUUAUUUUCAUGUAUUGCUAGUACUUCUGAUUUGCAGAAAUUUUCCAAGUACAUGACUUUUGUUACAUUUGCAAUAUUGGUUCUUCUGUAUUUAUUUGUUGAUAGAUUGGGUUUGAGAACAUCGGGUUUAAUAUUAGCUAAUAUGAUUAACAUGAGCUUAAGGAUAAUUUAUUGUUAUCGUCAAAUUCAGAGGUACUACAUUCAAUAUGGUAUUUCUAUAAAAAUGAGAAAUAUCCUCGGAUACGUUGCACCUUCAGUUGCGGUCGCUUUAUCGGCAUGGAUAGCACAAUAUGUUGCUAUUGGAGGGCGUACUGGAUCGUUCAUCCAAUUGAUUUUCAGUGCAGGUAUGUCAACUUUAGUGUUGAUGAUUUUAAUAUUCUUGGAAAGAGAUAAUGUGAAACAACCAUUGAGUUCAGUGACACGUAGAUUUAUCAAGAACAAAUCUGAUUAA
Messenger RNA from Candida tropicalis MYA-3404, 1638 nucleotides. Its product is annotated as glycolipid translocation protein. Lineage: Eukaryota; Fungi; Ascomycota; Pichiomycetes; Serinales; Debaryomycetaceae. The coding region runs from base 1 to 1638 and encodes 545 amino acids. Gene Ontology annotation, biological process: dolichol-linked oligosaccharide biosynthetic process; glycolipid translocation. The transcript has a single exon. The record is from RefSeq and is a predicted model, not a curated record. Gene Ontology annotation, cellular component: endoplasmic reticulum membrane.